AGAUCUUAUUACAUAGGGUAGGGUUAAAUAGAAAUCUUAUAAAAUGGGAUUAACUACAGAAGAGAUUGAACUUCUCCGUUCUUCUUGGAACGAAAUGAAGACGAUUGGAAUGAAGGAGCUUGGGUUACUUAUUUUCCACAGAUUGUUCAGUGAUGUGCCAAGAAUAAGGAAAAUGUUCUAUAACCUUGAACUGCCUGAUGACGAAACAUUGACGCUGGAGGCGAUGCGGAGCAACCAGAAAAUGUCUCGGCAUGCGACCAGGAUUGCCACUUCCAUUUCCACGUAUCUUAAACUUGUGGAUCAACCAGAAGAACUGAAAACUUUUCUCAACGGUUUAGGAGAACUACACGCUGGUCAUAAUGUGGAGCCAGAAGACUUUGAGUAUCUUGCGCCCGUCAUGCUAGCUGUUAUAGGGGGGCAACUGAACUUGAACAGCAACUCAGCAAUUUUACAGGCGUGGGUUAAAGCAUAUGGGGUGUUAAGGAAUGGUAUUGUUAGGGGUAUGUACGCAUACAAAGGGUAAACAUUUCCAACCAAUCCGUCAGUUUUACCGUUAAGUUAUUACCUUUCGUUUAGAGACAGCUUUAUUGAUUUCGAAUUUUAAGUAUACGUUUAGAACCUUUACUAUAAGUAUGCACUUCAGGUUAGUUUUUACUGGUUUAUAAAAUAGCGCAGUCGCACAUGGCACAGCACCGCAACGUCGAUUAUUAAAAUCCUUUUUUUUUAUAAUAAUCGACUUUCGUAUAACGCUUGCACAUUCGCAUUGAAAAUUAUACUAAUGUAUUAAAAAAAUAAAUACUCAAAA
Ciona intestinalis (vase tunicate) is the source of this 805-nucleotide messenger RNA. The record is from RefSeq and is a predicted model, not a curated record. NCBI's taxonomy places the organism in Eukaryota, Metazoa, Chordata, Ascidiacea, Phlebobranchia, Cionidae.